Molecule: messenger RNA, 6899 nt
Organism: Oncorhynchus keta (chum salmon)
Lineage: Eukaryota; Metazoa; Chordata; Actinopteri; Salmoniformes; Salmonidae
Product: collagen alpha-2(VIII) chain-like
Exons: 3
Coding region: 864-2927 (687 amino acids)
Molecular function (GO): protein binding
Source: RefSeq, a predicted model, not a curated record
AAGCCUGAAGUGAGAGAGGGAGCGCAGAGUAAAGCUAGGGUGAGGAGAUUGGACCUGGGAGGUGCACAGCCCCUAGUUAUAAGCUGUGGGAGUGGGAGUGCACUGCACUUACCUCUCAGCCAAGCCGACUAGAAUAGCCUGCCUGCCUGUACUGCCUACCUGCCUGCAUGUACUGCUUGUCUCUCUACUCUCUCGCUUGCUCUCUCUCUCUCUCUCUCUCUCUCUCUCUCUCUCUCUCUCUCUCUCUCUCUCUCUCUCUCUCCUUCCCUCCUACUUUCCACCCCGGAGUGUGAGAGCGCUCGGAGUGUGAGAGCGCUGAGAUUCAGAAGGUGCACCUCAGAUCCACUUUUAGUCAGCCUGAAGACGGCAUAGACGUUUUCCCCUCCUCUCUCGCUCUCACUCUGUCCCUCUCUCAGAGUCUCUCUCUCUCACUCGCUCAUUUUCUGCAGAAGCACAUGGACUAAAUUUCCUCCAGAGAGACAGAGGAAGAACCAAAAGAAAAAUACAAUUUGUUCCACCUGCAGUUGGUGAAAAUAUUCAUUUUUUUUCUGUUGUUGUUGUCGUCCCCCCUCCCUUCCUCUGCACAUGUAAACUAACAAGCUUUAAAAGCUUUAAAACCAGAGGCAUUUCUACGUUUUUAUUUAUUUUUUAUUCCUUUUUUUGUUGUUGAUAUUGACUGAUCUGAUACCAUCCCAAUUUCUCCGGGAGACAUGAGUGGCUGAAGGAGGAGAGGAGCCAGAGGACCCACCUGAAAUUACCACCUCACUGACACCCACACACAUCACAUUCCUCCAUCUAACCUUCAACGCUCGGUGGAGAGAAACGCAAGUUGUUAGUGGCUGAGCCUGGAGCCUAGGAGCCUAAUGACCAUGUUGUUGGCCUCUGUCUGUGUGCUUCUGCUGCUGGGAGGCCGUGUCCUUGGGGGAGGCUACCCCCCCAUGCCCCAGAUGAAGUACAUGCAGCCCAUGAUGAAGGGCCCCGUGGGACCCCCCUUCCGAGAGGGCAAGGGACAGUACCUCGACAUGCCACCCAUGAUGGACGUAAAGGGCGAGCCAGGGCCACAAGGAAAACCUGGACCCAGAGGCCCAUCUGGUCCAUCAGGACUUCCGGGAAAACCAGGACUGGGAAAACCAGGUUUCAAUGGCCAGCCUGGCCCUCAAGGGCCUCCAGGCUUUCCCGGCAUUGGGAAGCCUGGACUUCCAGGUCUCCCAGGAAAGGGGGGCAUGAAGGGGAUGCCCGGGAAUAAUGGUGAGGUUGGGCUCAGGGGUGAACCAGGUCCCCGAGGACUUCCAGGUCAACCAGGUCUACCCGGGCCAGCUGGCCUGUCUCUGAAUGGCAAACCGGGGCUUCCCGGCGGCAGGGGCCAACCUGGGUCUCGUGGAGAACCAGGACAGAAAGGUGGACCUGGAAAUCCCGGGGAGCGUGGAAUCAAUGGGGAGAAUGGCAAUGGGAAGCCAGGGAUACCAGGACCCAGGGGCCCCAUCGGGCUUAGGGGCCUACCAGGGCCAGCUGGUAGCCCGGGUGUGGGCAAACCAGGACUGAACGGGCUUCUUGGUCCAUCUGGGCCUAAAGGGGAUCAGGGGCUCCCAGGAGGAAUAGGAGAGCCAGGUGAGGUCGGCAAUCCAGGGCUGCAAGGCCAGCCAGGACCCAUUGGAUUGGGCAAGCCUGGAAAUGAUGGAUUGCCUGGAGGACCAGGUACACUUGGGCCUAAAGGUGAGCCAGGGCUGAGGGGUUCUCCAGGGUUUCCUGGAACUCCUGGCUAUGGCAAGCCUGGUCUUUCUGGGCUGAAAGGAGACACAGGCCUUUCCGGGGGACCAGGGGUACCUGGGGAUAAGGGUGAGCAUGGGAUUGAGGGGCAGCCAGGAGACAUGGGUCCAGACGGACACCCAGGACCACCAGGAUUACAGGGCCCCAUGGGGCUCCCAGGAAAACAUGGCAUACCCGGCCUGAAGGGAGAGUUGGGUCCCCAGGGUCAUCCAGGUCUGCCAGGGUUCAGAGGGGAUCAGGGUCCCGGUGGUCUGUCUGGAAAACCUGGCAUUCCUGGAGACAAAGGCCCGCCGGGUCCUAAUGGGGCUAUCGGAAAACCAGGGCCCAAAGGUGAGGCAGGGCAUAUAGGCCUGCCAGGAAACCCAGGUCUUUUAGGCAAUCCUGGACCAAAAGGGGAGUUUGGGUUUGUUGGGUCUCCAGGACCAAGAGGCCAGUCUGGUAUCCCUGGUCUUCAGGGGCCUUCAGGGCCAAUGGGGCCACAGGGUAUACCAGGUCUGAAGGGAGAAUCUGGGCUGCCUGGUCUUCCAGGGCUGGGCAUGCUUGGAGAAAAGGGAGUUCCUGGUCCUCAAGGUCCCCAAGGAAAACCAGGCAACUCUGGGCUUAACGGCAACCCAGGCCCACCUGGGCCACCCGGGCCCCCUGGCCCUGCAGGAAAUGGCCAAACCAUCGUGGCUGGGCCAACGGAUUCAGAGUUGGGUGGAGGCGAGGUACCAAACGGGAGGAACCCAAAACCACAGUUUGGCCGUGCAGAGCUCUCUGCCUCCCUGGCACCAGCAUUUACUGCCAUCCUCACCACACCCUUCCCUCCCUCCGGGAUGCCCAUCAAGUUCGACAGGACCCUGUACAACGGGCAGAAUGCCUACAACCCUGCCACCGGUAUCUUCACCAGCCCCAUGUCUGGCGUCUACUACUUUGCCUACCACAUGCACGUAAAGGGACUCAAUCUGUGGGUGGCGCUGUACAAAAACAAUGUUCCUGCCACAUACACCUACGACGAGUACAAGAAGGGCUACAUGGACCAGGCGUCUGGUAGCGCCGUCCUUGAGCUGAAGGAGAACGACCAGGUGUGGAUGCAGAUGCCCUCGGAUCAGGCUAACGGGCUCUACUCCACCGAAUACAUCCACUCGUCCUUCUCAGGGUUCCUGCUCUGUCCCACAUAACGCCUUGCUAGUCAACUAUCUCCUAGGGUAACCCCUAGUGUCCCUAUAUAAUAACACCUGCAGCCAUAACAGAAUAACACCACCUGUAGAAUGUUAUCAUCAACAACGACAGAAAAGACUCUGUGAACGAAAGACAGGAAGAGUUAAAUAACAGGAGAAGGAUACUUCAUGCUGUGCUCUGAGUUUUUAUCUCUUUCUUUCAAAUGUCAGUUUUUUGGUUAUUUUUUUGGUUGUUGCUUAUAUUAUUAUAAUUAUUGUUAUUGUCAUAAUUGUAUUAUUUUUAUUUUGCCGUUGGCGUCAAUAUUGCUGUUGUUUAUUGGAUUCAGACUUUUAAGUGCCUUACAUUGUAAUGCGUAAGUAACAGUUAUUAGACCUACCCAUGUGACUGCAUAUCCUACUCAAAUGCUCUGAUCAGUAGGAUGACAUCGUCGGACCCUGGGGCUCCGAUUGGUUCCCCUGGCUGCAGUCACUUCCUGCACAAAAACCUCCCAUUUCCUCCCGUGUGCGUUUCCUCCAUUUUAUGUCAAGAGCUUGCUUAUUUAAAUAAAUAUUUCACAUAAAGAUGUACCAUUACACAUACAGUAUGAACAGUGUAUUCAAUGAACAAAAUGUUCACAUUUAAAAAAAUGUAAAGACCUGCUAUAGGGAUCGAUGGAUCGUUGUUUAUCAGUAAGCUCUGAUGUUUUGACGGUCAACUCCCAGUUGUCUGUUGGGUGAUAAUUUCCUGGCUCUAUAAGAGGCUUGUGCUGAACGGAUUGGUGCUGAUAAUAGAAGCUGAUGCUUUUGGAUUGUGGCUAUUACUUGAUCAAAAAUAAGUAAUUGGUGUAUCCAACUGAUUCACACAAAUCUCUCUUUGACAAAGCAUCAAUAUACAAACCAGUAACCUAAAGAAUUCUAAAUAUAUAGGACACAUUAAAUAGACAACUGAAUAAAUCUAUAAAUAAAUGUGUAUGUUAAUCAUUAUAUUAAUAAAUAAAUAUGUGUCAGCUAAUGGACAGAAAGAAUAGGCCAAAUGCAUUAGGAUCAAUGCCAUGUUUCCCUGCAUCGAUCCAUCCUGUGGCUAUUCCCAUUAAUCACGUGCACUGCAGAUCCCUUUAUUACAUUCUCUAUGCCACACAUAAAGUAUACCAUUGACAUCACUGCUUUUUGUGUCCACUAACGCCAAGGCUGUGACCGAGCAAUCAAUGCCCUGGGGCCUUUCACAUUAACAUUUAGAGUGAAUAUUCUGAGCGAAAGCUCAUGUGAAAAGCCUCAUUCCGUCUACAAACUACAAAUCUUUCAGCAUUUCACAGAUCGACAACUGGCUAGAGGCCAUCCAACCUGUUUCUACAGAAUAACCCUUUGAAGGUUCAGAUCCAACCAAAUGGGUGCAUAGGGUGCAGUUCAAAUGAUCUCCUACAUCUUACACAGCCCUCCCAGUAUAUGGUGCUAUGGUGUUGAACUCAUUUAUGUUUAUACGCGUACAGUAACAAUUUCCAAUCCACCGUAAACCUCACCAUAACAAAGGUUAAUCAUUCAUUUUCCAUCUUUAGUUACUGUACAUCGCCAACCAAGAGAGAGAGAGAGAGAGAGAGAGAGAGAGAGAGAGAGAGAGAGAGAGAGAGAGAGAGAGAGAGAGAGAGAGAGAGAGAGAGAGAGAGAGAGAGAGAGAGAGAGAGAGAGAGAUAGAGAGAGGCCCGGUGGUUGUGAAAUCCUGAUUGCAUAACAGUUCAAAUGGCUCUGCUAUUCUGGGAGAAACGGUGGGACAAAGGUGAGAAUUGUGUUUGCCAUGUGAGUUUUACUGGUGCUGUGUGGAAUGAGGCUGUGGGGUGCGACUGAUACACCCACCGUGUGAGUGUUUCCGGCUGUAUCUCUUCUCACUGUGUGUAUGUGUCUGUCUGUUCUACACACACACGCAACUCGCAUCCGUUAAAACUUCACCUGGGUGAAUUAUGAACUUCAGAGACCAUGGACCAUAGACAGUGUUUUCUGAGUCAUUUGGGAGCAUGCACUUCUAGUCAAUAUUCCACCAGUUUGAAUUGAAGAUUUGAUCCGGUUCAAAUAGGAUGUGUGUGUCUUCAUGGCGAUUAAGUAAAUGGCCCUCAUAGCUUGGGAAAUGUCACAACAGAAGAGAGGAAUUCAGUUUGGUACAAUUAGUGGGCUACAUACCCACUGGCCACAGAUGUCAGUUCAACAUCUAGUUUUGAUUUACAUUUGGUUGAGUUGUCAACUAACAUUAAUUCAAAGUGAAACAAUUCAACCAGUUUUUGCCCAGUCAUGCACAGAUGAGAAAAGUACAAUAGAGAUGGGGGAAAUGUAUGCAAAGUAAAAUGAUUAUAUUGUUGGAAAAAACAUGCUAGACUUUUAAAACAAGGGGUUAUUGACUAACACUGGGCAGGUAAAAAAAUCAUGAAGGUAUUUUUGUGCAUUAAUUCUGUGAAUUUGGUCGGCAAACUGAUAGUAGACAUGGGAGAAUCUGGGACGGAAUGAACGGGACAAUAUUGAUCUUAAAGUCCUUCAUCUUCCAGAAACCUUGCGCUCAAGGUUAUAUCAUACAGCAUAUCACACUUCCUUAUUGUAAAUUCAAUGUAGGGAUUUCACAUUGUAUGUUUCAAGAUUUAGAGAUAUUAAACACUUUUAUAAAUGGUGGGAAUACAAAGUUUAGACUUACCCUGAUGAUAUUCAUGGUGAAAGGAGCAGAAUGUUUAGUAGCACCCAUCUCUUUUCCUUUGUCUAGAUUUUGAGAUCUGCAACAGUACAACUUUUGAUCUAGUAUUAAUUUGAACUUAUCAACACAAAUUGGAGUAUUUAGAGUACUAAAUAGGUAGAAAACACUUAACAGAAAAAGGCUAUGUCAAUAACUAAAUUUGGACAAAAAUGCAGAUAGAAGCUCUCAAAUACCCAAGAGUUCACCCUUUAUUCAGACUAGAACCUGAGGCCAAUAUUAAAUCAAAAUGGGUAUGCAGCACCCCCCCCCCCAAAAAAAUAAAAAAUUAACAUCAUGCAUGUUGGAUUUUCGCUACAAUUUUCUGCAUAUUAGACUAAUCAAAACAUACUGUAUUGCUGUGCCUGAAUAAUUGUUCUAGACAUCCUGGAGAAAUGGUCAUCGGUUUUGACUGAGUAGAACCUUGAGUCUCACAAUCAGUAUUUUAAAUGUAUGUAGGUCUAAUGAAGGCACUUUCACUGGUCUGUUUGUGGCCCCUUUUCUCUCAUCAUUAUCUGAACAUACCUAAAGCAAAGUCUAUGUGUCAUUAUUGUUGUGUGAGUCUACCAGACAAUUUAAGGCUUGUUUUGGUUAUGUACUGUAUGUAGCCUUUUUAUUGCCUCAUUCUUUCAGACAUUUGGAAUGCUGUUUUGGAGUGGAGUGGCUAGACUAUAACUCUCCUUUUUAUAUUCUUUGUCAUAGACAAUGUCACUUGGUUGCAGAGUUUGCAGUGCGUGUGCAAAAACAUUUUUUUUCUCCCAAUGUACUGCCUUGAUUACAAACUGACUUGUUUUCUAUUCAAUGAUAAAAAGUAAAAAAUAAAAAAAAAAUUCUACUUUAAUAAGCCUUGCUUCGGUUUUAAGGGAUAUUUGUUUGUUAUAGUUUGGAGAUAGAUACAAACGGUCAUUCCCAUUUGCACAUGACAUUAAUGAAGAUGUAUUUAUACAUUUGUUAUAAUUUAACAGGAAUGCCAAAACCGACCACCGAAGCAUGGUAGAAAUGGUAUGUAACAGCAUUGAAUGAGUUAAGAGCAUUUAGAACAUGAAGUCAGCAUUCUAGCAUUGUUCCUGAAGGAUUUUUUUUUUGAUUUUUUUUCAUUUGUUGUGUAAUGUACAAUGUAUCAACCUAUAGGAUUAUUUGUCUUGUACAUGGAUGGCUAUUGUGUGCACUCUAUGCAAUAGAACUUGGGUAUAAAAUGCACUCUUUUAGCUAGAUUUUUUUUGGUCUGCUUAUACAAAAUGUACAGUACUUGAUUGUAUUGAUACCACAUCAAUAAAUACUUUCUUGUA